Messenger RNA from Nicotiana tabacum (common tobacco), 1627 nucleotides. Its product is annotated as protein TUNICAMYCIN INDUCED 1. The record is from RefSeq and is a predicted model, not a curated record. NCBI's taxonomy places the organism in Eukaryota, Viridiplantae, Streptophyta, Magnoliopsida, Solanales, Solanaceae.
AAUUUUAGAAAAACCGAAAAAGGAGAAAGAAAAAAGAAAAAGAAAAGAAGAAUCCAAUUCUUAAGCAUUACUUGAGAUUUGAGAAUUUCCAAUUUCGUAGCAUCUUCAAUCAAUUCUCUUCUUCCAGUUUUCCUUUCGAAUUUCUAAAUCUACUCAAUGGAUUUGAGGGGACCAUCGCUUUAUUUUUUGCUCAUAUUUCUGCUUGGGAUCGCUGUUCGGUUUUCUCCCUCUGGAGCUUCAAUCUCUAGCAAAGAUGUCAACCCUCCAUACCCUAAAGCUAUUUCUGACCUGAAGGAGUCAAUUGUUAAGGGAUUAGGUUUCCAAGAUGAGGAUUUCAAGAUAUCCGGGUUUGAUUUGAGGGACGCCCUUGUGGGUAGGUCAGUGUCUUACGAAUUUGAUGUUGAGAUUGAUAAUAAAGUUAUUCCCUUGAAGCUUUUGGAGGAUGUGAAUAGAUGGGAGUUCGUAGAUUUGCCUAUUUUCCGGGUAGAGCGAGGUGAAGAAAAUGGGUUGGUGGAGAGGCGGAGAUUGGAGAAUCAGGUGCCUGUUUUGGCGCCUUUUACUUUGGCAGGUCCGAUGGAGCUUUGGAUCCAAGAUGCCAAGGACAUGAGAAUUUCGCUACCACAUGAUGUGGAUGCCGGGGAGCUGAGGAAAGUGAUCUUAGCCGAUGGUGCUGUUGUUACAGUCAAAGGUGCCAGAUCUGUUAGCCUGCGCCAUCCAAUAGAGCUUCCACUGCCCUUCAACAGAACGACAAAUGGAUUUGCCUCUGGUCUGUUGGCAUUGGCUGAAUAUUUACGUCAAGCUUCUCUAACUGAAGGGGGACCUCUCCUCUCUCUUCGAAUUGUUGGUCCUACAUCUCUUACAUCCCCUACCUCACAAUCUUCCCCUUCUGCAAACAAACUUAAGAUUAAACGGCUUGCACCUGGUCUUGUUGAGUUGUCAUCAGUAUCAAAAAUGAAAGCCAUCUCCACCAUCGAUCUCCAGGGAGAAACCACUGCGAUCCUUACACCCCAUCAAUAUACUACAUUGUGGCCUGUCACAUCUGUCAAUGGUUCAAACUCAAACUUGCUUGGUUUUGAGGCCUUGCUUACUAAUGUACUGGGCCCUAAAGCAAGUCAAAAGGGUUCUUUCAAAUUGCUGAAGGCAGAUGUAUCAGCCCAGACUUUCGUGAAGAUUGGUUUUGGAGUCGAGAAGAAGUUGAAGGAAGGAGAUGGAUUCAAUUGGGAGGGUUAUCCAGAGUGGAGAACUAAGCCUGAAUCGGUGAGGAUGCAUUUUGAAGUUCUGGCAAAGGUAGAUGGGGACAAAGUUGUGCCAGAGAGAGUCGUGCAGGUUGAUCCGAUAACUAUAGAGGAUACAGUGGCACCAAGUGUGCUCAUGGGCAAUGUCUCCAUGUCAAAAACUCCAAUCAUUUACCCACCUCCAAAUCCAUUCACCUUGUAAACUCUUUAGACGGGUGAGGUUUGUGUUGAGCAAUAUUGUGUAGAUAAAAUUACCCGUUUUCUUUUGUCCUCUCUUUUCGUAGCAAUUACAUACAUCAGGUGGGAAGAGGCCUGACUUUGUAAGAAUUUAUCAAAGAAGUAUCAGGAAUAUAUGCCAGAUCUUUUUGGUACUGUGCAAUUUUUUUAGUUUC